AUGCCUUGCCACCGACUCUCAUUCGUACAACAAUUCCUCCAAAAAGUAUCACUUCUUCUUCUUCUUUACGGCAUUUGUUCUCAGUUUCGUCUAAAAAUGAAGGUUCUUCGGGCUUUACUUUCUCUUUCUCUCUUUUAUACGGCCUAUGCAGCUCCCACUGGCAAGGGGACUUAUGCCUCAAACCAAAGUCCUCACUCUGCGGGCGUUGCUCAAGCUGAACUUGAGAAGAGAAUUACUUCUGGACAGUGCACAGCUGUAGCAAAGGCAAUCUGGGCUCGUACAACCCUCGAAGUGGCGAACGUUUUCGUCUCCAAGGCAUCAGAUUACGUCAAGAAAGUCUGCGCGAGGCACGAGAGUAAACAAUGCGCAGUUUGGGUUGACGACGUUAAAGAGGGUUUCCAAUUGAUCUUCGAUGUGGGCUAUGUCUACAAGUAUGGAUCUGUCGCUGUCGAUGCUUCCAAUGCAUACAUGUCUAGCCGAUCACUCCCUAGCAAUGAUUAUUCUUCAAGCAUUGAGGAUAUGCUUAAACUCAGUGGUUAUAGUUAUGAUUCGGUUGAGAUCAUCACUUUCCCCAGCGACGGGAUCACCACGCGAGACAACGAGCCAGCCCUGAUUUCACGCCAUAUACUCAAGAACGUGAAGCAUAUGAAGAACAAAAAGCCUCAUGAUUACACGAUUCAUCAGUUCACGGAUGGAACUACGCAUUUCCACAUUCCGUUUGAAAACUCUGGAAACACAACUUCUUCCCAGACCAAGCGACACAAUGGGUCGGGUGUCAAGAUCUCUUUCAAGCAUGAAAAACUUUCCCUUGUCGCUAGCAGCGAUAGCAGAAGUGCAUCUGCAGCGCUUGCAAGUAGAUGGCAGGAAUAUGCGGAGGCUGGGCACUCCGAUGUGUUUGGAUUUGUUGAGCAACAGAACAAGGCCCUCUUCUACUACCGCACCACUGUUGAGGCCGAUGGCUUUGGAGAUAACUAUGAGUCUGUGGAUGCAUGCGGUGACAUGAGUCAUUUGGUUUCAACUUACUUGGGGCCUGGCAAAUGA
Molecule: messenger RNA, 1041 nt
Organism: Penicillium salamii
Lineage: Eukaryota; Fungi; Ascomycota; Eurotiomycetes; Eurotiales; Aspergillaceae
Source: the annotation of a GenBank genome assembly